Pseudonaja textilis is the source of this 2155-nucleotide messenger RNA. RefSeq names its product calpain small subunit 1. Gene Ontology annotation, molecular function: calcium ion binding. NCBI's taxonomy places the organism in Eukaryota, Metazoa, Chordata, Lepidosauria, Squamata, Elapidae. Gene Ontology annotation, cellular component: calpain complex. The record is from RefSeq and is a predicted model, not a curated record.
CUCCCCCGGCUGAUCCGCUGCAGUGAGUCGUCCGGGCGUGGUAGAUCCCGCCGGAGAUCCACUGCCCGCCGGACAACUUGCCCCGAGGAGCCUUUGGCGGCCAAGGUCCCCUGCAUUAAAUCCUAUUUCUUAGCCCUUCCUGAAAAUGUUCCUUGUCAAAAACUUCCUCGGAGGCGGUGGAGGUGGCGGCGGAGGUGGCGGAAAUAUCAAUAUUGGAAACGUAAUCGGAGGAUUUUUAGGUGGGGGAGGGGGUGGGGGCGGCCAAGGAGGAGCAGCCAUGAAAAUUCUGGGCGGAGUCAUCAGUGCCAUCAGUGACGCAGCAGCCCAGUAUAACCCAGAGCCUCCGCCCCCUCGUAGCCAUUUUUCCAACAUCGAAUCCAACGAGAGCGAGGAAGUCCGGCAGUUCCGAAGACUCUUCGCCCAACUGGCCGGGGAUGACAUGGAAGUCAGCGCCACGGAGCUGAUGAACAUCAUGAACAAAGUAGUGACGAGACAUCCGGAUUUGAAGACUGAUGGGUUUGGGAUUGACACCUGUCGUUCCAUGGUGGCCGUGAUGGACAGCGACACCACCGGCAAGCUGGGCUUUGAGGAGUUCAAGUAUCUCUGGAACAACAUCAAGAAAUGGCAGUGCAUCUACAAGCAAUACGACGCGGACCGAUCCGGCACCAUUGGCAGCAGUGAACUACCGGGAGCCUUUGAGGCCGCAGGCUUUCAUCUCAACCAACAGCUCUACGCCAUGAUUGUGCGCAGGUACUCGGACGAGAACGGGAACAUGGAUUUCGACAACUUCAUCAGCUGCCUGGUGCGCCUGGAUGCCAUGUUCCGGGCCUUCAAGUCGUUGGAUCGAGAUGGCAGCGGGCAAAUCCGUGUGACUCUGAAGGAGUGGCUGCAGCUCACCAUGUACUCCUAAGGGCCACCGGCUGUCCGUGAGACCUCGCCUCUUCCUUCUACAAUCCCCAAUUCUGUCCUGGAGGGAUGCGGUAGAGUUUGGCGUUACCUAUUGGCAGACCCGCCUUUCAGCCUGAGAAAAUCUUAAGGAGACGCUAUUCUGCGGUUCUGCUUCCUUUCCUGAAAGCCAAACGAAGAAACUUCCCGUUUUUACUCUUGUUUUGCAUUGCAAUUUUUAACGCCCCCCGCCCCCCCCCUUGUAAAAGCAACUGGCUGGGUUUUUAUUUUAUGUUUUUUGCAUUGACUCUUCACUUGCUAUCCCUGCAGCCUUUUCAAAGCACCAGGAGUGGGGAGGGGGUGGUGGGGUGGGGGUCUCUUGAAAGAGAAAGCUCCCCCUUUGCCCUCCCAACUGGGUUGGAAUUCGAGUGUUGCCAUGCAUAUUUGAUAGAGCCCCCCCCCCCUUUUGGGGGUGUUUUGUUUUUUGUAAGUUUCAUUUUGUAAGCUCUGUAUGGAGGGGAUCGGUAUACAGAGCACCAGUUCCUUGUAAAACCACAUCCCUUGGAUAGGGGAAGGGGGACAGUCUGUAGGGGAUUUUGCAAAUGGGGCCCCAAAUAAUCUCUUUAUGGACCCUGUGAGCUGCUGACCGAUCAUCUGGACUUACAGCCGCCUUCAUAAUUCACAUUUUCCCAACUAGGAAUAGGAUGAGGUGAGCUCAAUGGCCCUUGUCUACCUCUUCUCACUCCUCCUCCCCAAAAUAAACUAUUUCCCCUUUUCAAAAUCCCCAAACACACUCCGCCUGGAUACGACUUCAAAAAGCAAUAACUUAGCAGCUUAGGGAACCAAUGCUGAAGGCUGAGCUACUUAAAUAAUAUGGAUAUAUGACACCUUGUCCUUUUUUUAUUUCUUCCCCCUCAGGCUGCCAAUAGAGGCCUGGCCCAGGAUCUUCAGAGUUGGCUUUGGAAUUCUAUUUUUUUUUUUAAAAGCAUCUUUAAUGCGCAGUGUGUGGCUGCACCAUGCAAAUUUCUCAGCAAUGCACUUUUGUCAUGUGCCAAUUCUAUGCAUGAAUUUUGAAGGUCUGUGAAACAGGGCUGACCAACUUUGGCACCUUUAAAACCUGUGGACUGCAAAGCUGGCUGGGGGAUUCUGGGAGUUGAAGUCCACAGGUCUUAAAGGGGACAAGGUUGGGAACGCCUGGUCUAAAGUAUUUGAAAGAGAGCUCCAAAUUUUAUGGGAAGUAUUUCUAGAAAUUAAAUUUCCUUUAAAAAUG